This is a messenger RNA of Patiria miniata (bat star), 2463 nucleotides long. RefSeq lists its product as uncharacterized. Gene Ontology annotation, molecular function: protein binding. Lineage: Eukaryota; Metazoa; Echinodermata; Asteroidea; Valvatida; Asterinidae. Bases 1 to 2463 code for a protein of 820 amino acids. The transcript has 5 exons. Gene Ontology annotation, biological process: signal transduction. The record is from RefSeq and is a predicted model, not a curated record.
AUGCAACACUCUGAAGCAGCCUACCGGUACCAACGGACUGAUCUCCCUACAGAGGCUCAGUUACCCACCCCUGCAACAGAUGACAGAACUCUUCAAGAGGUCGCUAAGAGGCUUGGUCCUGAUUGGGUAAAACUGGCAGUUGAGUUGCGCUUUGAGAUGGUAGAGGUUCAGACUAUCGAGGCAAAUUACGCAAAAGAUGUCCAAAGGCAAGGUCUGGAAAUGCUUGUAGCAUGGAAACAGGCCCAGUCCACCGGUGUUGAACAGCAGAGGACCACGUUGUGCACAGCAUUGGAGAAGAUCGGAAGAGCAGAUAUUGCCGGAUUUCUGCACGGACUGCCAGCACCCAGACCCCAGUACAGUCAGAGACCCGACCAAGAAGCAAGGUUGAUGGAUCCCUGCCAAGAAGCGGGUAACAAGACUAGGGACAAGUUAAAGAUAUUUUAUAAAACAACAGGCAGUUACGUGCAGUUGUUACCUGGGGUUGAUAAUGACCAAAAGCACAUAACUGGUAUAUACACCAAAGUGCAAUUAGAAACACGAGAAGGGGUAGCAGAAGUCACUGAUAAGAAAGGAGAAACUGUAAACUCAACAGAGUAUGCCAAAAUAUUCAGAUUAAGGACAAAAACUGGGGAACUCAUCAAACGCCUCCUUUUCUAUGGCAUGGGGGGUGUGGGGAAGUCCACUAUUUUUGAUAAGAUUGCAUUUGACUGGGCCGAAGAGGCAAGCGAAAUCCUGAAAAGAUUCGAGCUUGUCUUUCUGUUAAAGAUGUGUGCCCUGUCGCAAGAAUCUGAUCUUGUUGCUUCCACUUUCGAUCAGCUUCUAGGCGAAGAUUCAGGAAUAGCAACAGAUGAACUUGAUCAAUUCAUCCUAGCCAGCCCAAAUGAGGUAUUGAUUCUUUUGGAUGGUUUCGAUGAAAUGAGCACCAAAACACUCGAUGCAGCCUCAUUCGGUUCUAUCCUAAAAGCACUCAAUAGAACAAAAUACCGGGAAUGUGUAAUCUGUGUAUCAACACGCCCCUCUCAUCUUGAGAAACUGACGUCAAAAUCACUUAUCCAAAAUCCUUGCACACACGUAGAGGUUCUGGGGUUUACUGAUGAGGAUGUUAAUGAAUAUAUUCGGAAGUUCUACAAGGAAGAUCGUGAUAGUGGCAAGGCACUUAUCCAAACCAUAAGUAAGUCCAACGCAAUGAGUGAUUUAGCUAACAAUCCUAUGUUGUUGCUGCUUAUUUGCUUAUUGUGGAGGGAAAGUAAACAACUCCCCAAAACAACUUCACGCCUUUUCUCUGCGGCAGUUGAUUACAUGUUCAGGAGAAAACAAGAAAUCUCUGGCGAAGAUGUAGCAAAAACAUUGAUUGCAAUAGGAAAAACUGCGCUGCAAGGACUCAUAGGUGCUAACCAGACAUUCUCAUUCCAAGAAGAUGAGUUUGAAUCCAAGGCGCUGGACUUAGCACUAAAAGCAGGCAUCCUGACCCAGCAGAGAGUUAUUAAGAACCGUAAAUCUCACAACAAUAUACAAUUCAUGCACAAGACAGUACAGGAAUACUGUGCAGCGAAAUACUUGCAGAGUGUUCAUAUGUCCAACAGGGGACUUGCAAAGCGUACGAUGUACAAAGUUGUACAAUUUGGAGAAUUUCAAAACAAUUUAAGGCAACUUUGUCUGACACUUGAGGGCGUCGUUUCAAACGAUUUCCUGUUGCGUUUUUGUUGUGGUGACAAUGAGAAGUGCAUGACCGACAUCGUAAAUUUGCUUGACCGUGACAUGCCCAGACUGACUGACCUGAGCCUUGCUGACAACCAAGCACUGGGUGAAUCAGCUGAAUCUUGGGCCCAGAAUUUGACGAAACUGAGGAACAUCAAGACAUUGAACCUGAGUAAUUGUUCAUUGCAAUGGACACACAUUGAAGGCAUUGCAUCGGCUGUAAGUGAACUGCCCAGCCUGACUGACUUGAUCCUCACUGACAACCCGGCGCUUGACGUAUCGACUGAGAAGUUGUCCCGUUAUUUGUUAAGAGUGAAGCAAAAACACACGCUGGACCUGAGCAAUUCCUCACUGACGUGGAAUUUUUACACGAUUUCCUGUGUCAUGUUUGUGUGCAACAACAUUCCCACACUGACUAACUUGAGCCUUGCCGACAACCUAGCACUGGGUGGAUCGGCUGAGUUGUGGGCCAAUACUUUGUCUCAACUCAAGAACAUAGAGAUGUUGAACCUGAGCAAUUACAUUGAACACAUUGCCUCGGCUGUAGGUGUCAUGCCCAGAUUGACUGACUUGAUCCUUGCUUACAACACAGCUCUGAGCAAAUCAGUUGAGUUGUGGGCCAAGGAAUUGCCGAAGAUGAAGCACUUACAUAGGCUGGACCUGAGUGGUUGCGAUUUGACACCAUCAGACGUUGAACACAUUGACUCGGCUGCACGUGACAUGCCCAGUCUGGCUAAAGUUGUGCAUUGGGGGAUUAUUAGAUAA